GAAAAAACCCUUUUCACUGACAGCGAGUUACCCGAGGUUCCUCCCGGGGUCGACAGUCACCAAACCCCGUCACCUCCCGCAUGGAGCAUCCGCCUUCGCGCGAGCCCCCCGGAGACACCACGUGACGCGAGGCAGCGACUAAAGAGCAACCAAGCAACGAGAGCCGCCUAGAAAGAGUGGGAGAGGGAGGGGAGAGAGAGAGAGAGGGAGCGAGUGAGAAAGGGAGAGGUAGACAGCCUUGUAGACCGUACCUUCGAAAAGAAGAUCGCUUUUGAAGACUGUAGCAGAGGCAGCGCCACCAAAAACUUGCCGUGGAACACACUCCGGCACUUUACAGAAGACCAAGUGGAUACACCGCUAGUUUUUUGCUGUUGUUGUUGUAAUUGAUGUUAUUUAUUUAUUUGUUUUUAAUUGCUCCUCUACCCGUUGUACAUAAAGAAACUUUGGAUCGACGGGCAGAUCCCCUUGGCUUAGGGGGUCUACGGCGUGACAUGCCCGUUUCCCCUUGAAGGAUAUGCUCACAACCCCGGUGUCAAAGUGGAGCCACGCGUGUCUCGGAUCGGCGCGCUCCUCCAGGGGCUAGGAUGCGCGCCGGGUACCUCCAGAUUCCUGCCCGGUUUCGGGUCUGACACCGAAUCGACUGGCCCGGGGCGCCGUGCCCGGAGAGCCCCCUCUACCCGGACCAGGAUGCCGGUGAUGAGAGGACUGCUGGCCCCGCAGAACACGUUCCUGGACACCAUAGCCACUCGAUUCGAUGGCACCCACAGCAACUUCGUCCUGGGGAACGCCCAGGUCCAGUCCCUGUACCCGAUCGUGUACUGCUCGGACGGGUUCUGCGAGCUGACGGGCUACGCCCGGGCCGAGCUGAUGCAGAAGAGCUGCGCGUGUCACUUCCUGUACGGCCCGGAGACCAGCGACCGGCACACCGCGCAGAUCCAGGGCGCCCUGGACGAGCGCCGGGAGUUUAAGACCGAACUCGUCUUCUACAAGAAGGAGGGUACCCAGUUCUGGUGUCUGCUGGACAUCGUUCCCAUUAAGAAUGAGAAGGGGGAGGUGGUGCUGUUCCUGGUCUCCCACAAGGACAUCACCGACAACAAGAAGGACCAGGACUCAGACCAGGUCCCUGAGACAGAUGAGGAGACGGGUCUGGAGGUGCACCGGGUCACCCGCCCCCCCGGGUUCAACGCCAAUCGCAGGCGGAGCAGGGCGGUUCUGUACCACCUGUCCGGACACCUGCAGAAACAGGACAAGAGCAAGCUCAAGAUCAACAACAACAUGUUUGGGGAGAAGCCGCCCAUCCCGGAGUACAAGGUGGCGGCCAUUCAGAAAUCACGCUUUAUCCUGCUGCAUUAUGGGACCUUCAAGGCGGGCUGGGAUUGGCUGAUCCUGCUGGCCACGUUCUACGUGGCGGUGACCGUGCCGUACAACGUCUGCUUCACGGUGGCGGGGAGCCGAGACGAGGGAAGCACCGCCCCCCGCAGCCCCCCAAGCGUCAGCGACAUCCUGGUGGAGAUCCUGUUCAUGCUGGACAUCGUGCUGAACUUCCGCACCAGCUACGUCAGCACGUCGGGCCAGGUGGUGUACGACGCCCGCUCCAUCUGCGUGCACUACGCCACCACCUGGCUGUUCGUGGACCUGAUCGCCGCGCUGCCCUUCGACCUCCUGUACGCCUUCAACGUCAGCGUGUACUUCGGGGUGCACCUGCUGAAGACGGUGCGGUUGCUGAGGCUGCUGCGCUUGCUGCAGAAGCUGGAGCGCUACUCUCAGUACAGCGCCGUGGUGCUGACCCUGCUCAUGUCCAUGUUCGGCCUGCUGGCCCACUGGAUGGCCUGCGUCUGGUACUUCAUCGGCCGGAGGGAGAUCGAGAGCAACAGCCCCGGCACCUGGGACAUCGGCUGGCUGCACGAGCUGGGGAAGAGGCUGGGCACCCCCUACUUCCUGUCCCCUUUGACCUCUCUGCUGGUGAACUCUGAUUCGCUGCACCCCGUGGCCCUGGACGCGACGUCAGCCAAUGGCAGCCAGUGGAACGGCACGGGGGCGGAGCUGUCCGGCCGGGACUCGUGGAACUCCAGCCAGUGGAACGGGACGGGGGCGGGGGCGGGGGCGGGGCCGGGGGAGGGGCUGGCGGGCGGGCCCUCCAUGCGGAGCUCCUACGUGACGUCGCUGUACUUCGCCCUGAGCAGCCUCACCAGCGUGGGCUUCGGCAACGUCUCGGCCAACACCGACUCGGAGAAGAUCUUCUCCAUCUGCACCAUGCUCAUCGGAGCGCUGAUGCACGCCGUGGUGUUCGGGAACGUGACGGCCAUCAUCCAGCGCAUGUACUCCCGGCGCUCGCUCUACCACACGCGCACCAAGGACCUGAAGGACUUCAUCCGGGUGCACCGGCUGCCCAAGGCCCUGGAGCAGCGCGUCAUGGAGUGCUUCCAGACCACCUGGAGCGUCAACAACGGCAUCGACGUCAGCGAGCUGCUGAAGGACUUCCCGGACGAGCUCCGCGCGGACAUCGCCAUGCACCUGAACAAGGAGCUGCUGCAGCUGCCGCUGUUCGAGUCGGCCAGCAGGGGGUGUCUGCGCUCCCUGUCCCUCAUCAUCAAGACCUCCUUCUGCGCCCCGGGGGAGUUCCUCAUCCGCCAGGGCGACGCCCUGCAGGCCAUCUACUUCGUCUGCUCCGGCUCCAUGGAGGUGCUGAAGGACAACACCGUGCUGGCCAUCCUGGGUAAAGGAGACCUGAUUGGCUCGGACUCUCUGACUAAGGAGCAGGUGAUAAAGACCAACGCUAACGUGAAGGCGCUGACCUACUGCGACCUGCAGUACAUCAGCCUCAAAGGUCUGCGGGAGGUCCUGCGCCUCUACCCCGAGUACGCCCAGAAGUUCGUCAGCGAGAUCCAGCACGACCUCACCUACAACCUGCGGGAGGGCCACGGAGCGGACAUGGACUGGGAGAGUAACGGCGGGCUGGUGAAGAAGCUUCCCUCCAUAAAGGAGGAUGAGGAGGGCGAUGAAGAGGAGCUGUCCACCCUGUCGCGGGCCCCGCGGUCCCCCAUGAGGCUGUCCCGCGGGCUGAACUCGCCGCUGCGCUCCCCCCUCAUGCCCCCCCGGCCCUUCCGCAGCCCCGGCGAACAGCUGCGCCCCGCCACCCUGCAGAUCCCCCUGGUCAGCUUCAGCGGGGCUCCUCCGGAGCUCAGCCCCAGGUUUGUUGAUGGGAUUGAGACUGAAAGCCAUGUUCACUCAGCUCAGAAGUUUGAGUUCAACACGGGCCUGUCUCAGAGCACCCCUCCCUCCCCUGCCAGAGGGAUCUAUGAGAACUCUGAGACCAGGCAGAGCAUCACCAGGCUGAGUCAGGAGAUGAGCAGCCUGUCCCAGCAGGUGUCCCAGCUGAGCAAGGAGCUUCAGGAAAUGACACGUCUCCUCAGGCCCCUCCUACUCGGCAACCAGCCAAUCCCGUCGACGAUGACCCCGCCCCCCAGCAGCGGCAGCGACCCGGGCGUCGGCAGCCCCCCCCAGCCCCCGGCUCCCUCCUCCCCCUCACCGUCCUGCUCCCUAUUGGACGUCUCAGACACAGGGGGCGGCGGCCUGCUGAGCUGCCUCGUGCCCACCACCCCGCCCCACCCGGCAAACUCGCCCCCCCGCUCCCCCACCUCCCCGAGCGGGGCGUCCACUCCCGGGGCGCUCGGCUCGCCCCCCUCCACCCCCAAAAACGGACUGCCGCUCCCCCUGCAGGACCCUCAGGCCCUGGGCUCCAGAACGCCGUCGCAGUCCCACUCCCUCUCCUUCUCCCUCUCCCUCUCCACCGCCUCCUCCCACGCCUCCCUGCCCCCACCCUGCCAGGGCCCCCACCUCUCCCGCCUGGGCCAACACAGCCGGGGCGUGCUGGCCCCGCCCUCCUGCUCGCAGGACACGCCCCAUCUGUCCUCCCAUUGCUCCGCUCCCCCGUCACUCAGCGGUUCCCCGGGCAACCACAGCAGGCCGGGGGCGGGUCUGUCCUUCCGCUCGUCCUCGGCCCUGGGACCGUACCCCUCCCCCCCCCCGGAGGAGGACACGGGCAGGACGGCCGGCUUCCCCCCCCCGACCUGGCCCUCGAAGCGGGGGGGCCCGGACCCCGCCUCCCCCCACCUGGAGCUGGAGAUGGACGAGAGGGUGGGGCGGGGCGGGCCGCAGACCGAGCGAAUCUCGCGUCUCGACGAGGAGGACCCGCCCCUGUGA
Molecule: messenger RNA, 4203 nt
Organism: Conger conger (European conger)
Lineage: Eukaryota; Metazoa; Chordata; Actinopteri; Anguilliformes; Congridae
Gene: kcnh3
Product: potassium voltage-gated channel, subfamily H (eag-related), member 3
Biological process (GO): regulation of membrane potential; potassium ion transmembrane transport
Cellular component (GO): membrane
Molecular function (GO): voltage-gated potassium channel activity
Source: RefSeq, a predicted model, not a curated record